CACCGCACCACUUUGCGAAAUGCGUUCCCGCAUCGCCUCGGUCGGAGACUAUCUUCUCAUCACUACCUUAGAAAGUAGGUAUCGAACACAGACAACGUCGAUCAACGGCACAAGGGAAACUGAUUCCCAUCAGAAAGCCGCAUGAGUUCGCCUACCGACCAGCGUUCGGCGGUACAUUAUGUCACUGGAAUGAAGUUCAGCUCACGCGAAGGACAAAAGUUGUGCGUUGCACGUGUUGCGCCGUCACUACCAAAUCUCCGCGAGAGCAUUGCCAGCUUUACCGCGUUACCUUCGGCUUUUGGGGUGAGUGUAAUUUUACAGUUUUCGAUUGAACUGUUUGACCUGUUUUAUAAAAAAUCACAGUCAUUCCCCUCGGGCAAACUGAAAAGGGUCUUGCACAAGCUGUCGCGCCAGACAGAUUGCUUUUUAGUUCCCGGUUGGUCAUGUGACCCAAUGUACCUGCAAAUGAUGCAUUGUGCACGAAAUCCACACAUUCAAUGCGUAGGCCGCUACAACGUUGACAUGGGAACACGUCAAUCAGUGCAUAAAGUUGCGCGGCAGAAAGGAGUCUCGUCUGGAAGAACAUACACUUCAAAAUAUCGAGGAGUACACCAAACAUUUCCUACUCGCCGAUGGGAAGCGCAGUUUAGGAGAAACGGUAAACCGACAUCGUUGGGCUGCUUUGACUAUGAGGACGAGGCGGCACGCGCGUACGAUCGCAUGAUGGUCUGGUGUGAGCUUCACGGGCAAGACAGCAGAGGUGGGAAAGUUGGCGCACACAGGUCCCAUAUUGCCCAGCUAUCCCUGAAUUUUGACUAUAACGACUAUGAAGGAGACCUCAUCGCUCUGAGGCACGUGUCACAGGACGAUUUAGUCCAAAGUCUCAGACGUCAAGGACGAAUGCAAGCUUCGAAUAACACUGGUGGCAGCUUUUCAGGCGCUUCCACUCAUAAAAAGUUGCCCUAGCCAGAGCUUCAGCGUACCAGGGCAAAUAGACGUUAAGCUGAGAAGCGAAUUUCGCUUUCACGUUUCCAAAUACAGGUAUAUGCAUGGUAGCUCUCCAGAUCAGUUCUUAUUUCAUUUCGGUUCACCACUCUCUGGUAUUCUUGCCCGCCCGCAUGAGAACACGUCCCAUGUUGCGCUUCGGCCAUUCGAGGAUCGAACGAUACCGAAUGCGGCCGUCGGUGAUGAUCCCGUCCCUGUG
This is a messenger RNA of Micromonas commoda, 1204 nucleotides long. RefSeq lists its product with no specific name. The coding region runs from base 142 to 966 and encodes 274 amino acids. The transcript is spliced from 2 exons. NCBI's taxonomy places the organism in Eukaryota, Viridiplantae, Chlorophyta, Mamiellophyceae, Mamiellales, Mamiellaceae. Gene Ontology annotation, biological process: regulation of DNA-templated transcription. The record is from RefSeq and is a predicted model, not a curated record. Gene Ontology annotation, molecular function: DNA-binding transcription factor activity; DNA binding.